Molecule: messenger RNA, 1717 nt
Organism: Lolium perenne
Lineage: Eukaryota; Viridiplantae; Streptophyta; Magnoliopsida; Poales; Poaceae
Product: IAA-amino acid hydrolase ILR1-like 8
Biological process (GO): auxin metabolic process
Cellular component (GO): endoplasmic reticulum
Molecular function (GO): IAA-Ala conjugate hydrolase activity
Source: RefSeq, a predicted model, not a curated record
CUGAACCGGUUUAGCAUGUUUUGAAGUUGAACAAGAGAAUCAUCAUUUUUUUUCAGUCUCACGUUCUGAGAGAUUCUCAGCAGAGCAUCAAUCGAGCAAGGGGUCGCGCUCUCAUGGCUUCGUUUACGCCUAAACUCGUCGCCUUGUUCCUCCUUCUAUUGUUCCACCUCACAACACUCUCGUCAGCGACUUCCACCCUCAGAGACGACCUCUUAGGCGCGGCCCGCGCUCCAUCGUUCGCGUCGUGGCUGCGCGGCCUGCGGCGCCGCAUCCACCAGCACCCGGAGCUGGCCUUCCAGGAGCACCGCACAAGCGAGCUCGUGCGCGCAGAGCUCGACGCGCUCGGCGUCUCCUACGUCUGGCCCGUCGCCCGGACUGGCGUCGUGGCCACGAUUGCUGGCGGCGGAGGCGUCGGGCCCGUCGUCGCACUCCGGGCUGACAUGGACGCGCUCCCCUUGCAGGAAUUGGUAGAUUGGGAGUACAAGAGCUUGGAAACUGGAAAGAUGCAUGCUUGUGGACUUGAUGCUCAUGUGACCAUGCUUCUCGGAGCCGCCAAACUACUUCAAUAUAGGAAAAAAGGUUUGAAGGGUACUGUAAAGCUUGUGUUCCAGCCAGCUGAAGAAAGCUACGGAGGAGCCUACUACAUUUUAGAAGAAGGUGCUCUCGACGAUGUCGAGGCCAUAUUCGGCUUGCAUGUUUCCCCACAUCUCCCCGUAGGCGUCGUCGCAUCCAGGCCAGGACCGUUCCUUGCUGCUUCUGCUCGGUUCAGCGCGACAGUUACCGGAAAAGGUGGACACGCCGGUGGCCCUCACAACGCCAUAGACCCUCUCGUUGCUACUUCUUCUACCAUCCUGAGUCUUCAACAGCUCGUCGCCCGCGAAACCGAUCCUCUUGAGGCCGCCGUGGUGUCCGUCACGUUGCUGAGAGGAGGCGACGCUUACAAUGUCAUACCUGAAUCUGCGGCAUUCGGUGGCACCGUUAGGAGCAUGACAGAUGAAGGCCUGGCAUAUCUCAUGAAGAGGGUCAAAGAGAUCAUAGAAGGCCAGGCCACCGUGCACCGCUGCGCUGCCACCGUCGACUUCAUGGAGGAGGAACUCAGGCCGUACCCAGCUACCGUCAACGACGAAGGCAUGUAUGCGCAUGCUAAGGCAGUCGCAGAGGUCAUGCUUGGGGAUGCUAACGUGAAGCCGGCUCCCCAGAGCAUGGGCGCCGAGGACUUCGCGUUCUACGCGCAGAGAACAGCCGGCGCCUUCUUCUUCAUCGGCGUCGGCAAUGAGACCACCAUGGACAGGGUAAGUCCUGUGCACUCGCCGCAUUUCGUCAUGGACGAGGAAGUUCUUCCGAUUGGGGCUGCCUUCCAUGCGUCUGUUGCAAUUGAGUAUCUGAAGUGAACCGCUUCUCCUCCUGAAACUAAUGGACCAAGAAAGAAGGCCGUCCUUGGAUUAUGGAGUCGGAAUAACAACAAGAACAAAAAAUCUAAAGUCACAUCAUUAAUUGACUGUACAGUGUGAAGUACCGGUUGUUAGCCAGUAUGCAGGGUAAGACACUCCAGUGAAAUGUGUGGUCGUCUCUAAUGUCUAACGGGUGGAGCGAAACCCAUUGCCAGGAAGAUUGGGACGGUACAGAUGGCUAUCGCUUUCUACAAAUACAUCUUGUAAACCUCUCGCUAGGAUUUAUUCCUUCAUUAAAAAAUCUAUGAAAUUGUGUAAACACUUCU